Molecule: messenger RNA, 2079 nt
Organism: Danaus chrysippus (African queen)
Lineage: Eukaryota; Metazoa; Arthropoda; Insecta; Lepidoptera; Nymphalidae
Source: the annotation of a GenBank genome assembly
AUGUUUCACAAAAAUGAAAACAUAUUUACCCGGCAUAAAUUGUAUAGAGGAGAAGACUUUGAAGAGGAAUUAAAUGAUUUGUUCAACAAGAAGUAUCAAUUCCGGUUUAACAGCGAAUGGAAACUGCCCGACCAAGAGUCCUGGUUUUCUACAGCGCCAUGGAAACUUAAGGUUCUCGAGUCUCUCAAAUCCAGACUAAAUUUCCAUAAGAGUCAAUUAAAUGACUUCAGCCUUGAGGAAUGGAGUAGCCACACGCGGCGCCGAAACCCAGCGGGGGAAGUGGGUUGGAAGAUUCGAUGCUUAGUGAACCCUGAAUUUUUGACUCAGGCUUGGACAAAAUUCUAUGAAUGUGCUUGCACAUAUGAAAUUGUGCCAAAGGAAGCUAAAAUAUCAAAUAAGAUAGUUUCUCUUCACUUAUGUGAAGCACCGGGAGCAUUUAUUACAUCUUUAAAUCAUUACUUAAAGUCUCAUCAUCAGGAAAUGCAGUGGCAAUGGGUAGCAAACACUCUAAACCCAUAUUAUGAAGGUAAUUCUCCGUCAAACAUGAUCAGUGAUGAUCGCUUCAUGUUCCACACUUUAGACCAUUGGCAUUUUGGAGUUGAUAGUACCGGCAACCUCAUGGAUUGGGAGAACUCGCAAGCGAUCAUCAAUAAGGCUAGAAGCUUAGGAAAAGUUUUGUUAGUGACGGCAGACGGAUCAAUAGAUUGCUUGCAGAAACCUGAUGCACAAGAAGAAGUCACAUCUCCUUUGCAUUACUGUGAGAUUGUUACCGCAUUACAAUCAUUAAGUCCAGGUGGAACAUUAAUAUUCAAACUGUUCACAAUAUUUGAACACACAACAGUAAGCUUGCUGUAUCUCAUCAAUCAUCUGUUUAAAGAGGUCAACAUUUAUAAACCAGUAACAUCCCGUCAAGGAAAUUCAGAGGUUUAUGCUAUAUGUCUUGGUUACAAGGAAAAUGUUAAUUUAAACAAUUAUAUUUCCAUUCUAAAAUCAACCUAUGGAACAGAUCUCUAUUCAAAGACAGCUUUAUUUCCAUUGGAAUCAAUUCCAGAAUCAUUUUUGAAGCAAAUUGAGGAGUGUGCAUAUUAUUUUUGUUCCAUACAAUGCCAUGUGAUAAAUAAUAAUCUUCAAGCAUAUUUAAUGCAGAAGAAUAUAGCACUACAUAGAGACAUGAAGAAAAUCAGGACAAUUGUGGCAUCAGAGUUUAUUUGGAAGUAUGACCUGAAACCAAUUGAUAUUGAAAAAGAGAUUCUUAAAGGGAUAUUACAUGAAGAAAAUAAAAUUAAUACCAAUCCUCGAUACCACCGAGGGUCAUUCACAGAGAGGCAGCUGUAUACAAAGAUGUCACUGAAAGAAAAGCUUAAGAAUCUUAAUGCAUUUUUGCAAGCUGAACUUCUCUCCAAUCCUCUUAUAUUAAUAAAUGAGCCCAUACGCUGGAUGGUGAAGGAAGAAAAUCUUAAACUUGACCCCGUCUUUACAUACGGCAGGCCAUUGCAAAAGGUUAACAGUUCAAAAUUCAUCUUUGUACCAAUAUUCAAACUAUAUCAGCAGAUACUGGCUGAAGAAGAAUUCAUGGAGAUUAUAUCUUAUAAACAAACCAAAGGUCAGGUUAAAAUGACAUUGGAAAAUGAAAUCUCAAAGGUUCUGACUUUACCGGACAUUAAAUACAAAGAUAGUUACAAUGUUUAUGAAAAGAAUUGCUUCAAAUCAUUGCUCAGUAUUCUUAAAGAGUUAGAAGUCGGGGAGUCAUUGAUACUAAAAAACUUUAACACACUGACUCAUUUCAAUGUCAGCGCUCUGUAUAUUCUUUCUAAGACAUGUUUUGAAAAGACUGGAUUUGCUUCGUGUGGGAGUAUAGUCUUAAGUAACUUACAGGACAAAUCUCUGUUGAACCUUCUAGAGGUGAUCGAUGCGGAGUGUGAUAAAGUAAGGAAUGAUAAAGCUGUGGAUGUUCUCAAUACUCUUCCCGUACAAGUUACGAAUGUUGGUGAAUUUUUCCACAAUAUAGUAUUUUAUAAUAAUACAUUUCACAGGAACAAAUGCAUGGAGUAUUUAUAUACCAUCGAGCAAUCUCUUUAA